CGCAACCACAUAUAGGAUAAACCCGUUACUAUAUAUAGACCAGUACGUUACAUAAGGGAAGUUGGACAAUUCCAUUCAACACGAUCUUGAUUCUGUACGUUACUUAUCUACUCAGUCGGCAUGAACUGAUGUCUAAUGUGGCGACUAACAACGACAAGGUCUCAUAGCAAGCAGACCUAAUUUCGUUUUUUUAAGGUGAGUUUGAAGUUAACUAAAGUUUUACAGCCCUACCAUUUCAUUCUAAUGUCUCCCUACCAUUUCAUUCUAAUGUCUCCCUACAUUUUCACACUAAUGUCUCCUUACCGUUAACAUUAAUGUCUUCUGACCGUUUCACACUUAUGUCUCCCUUCCAUUUCACACUAAUGUCUCCUUGCCGUUUCACACCUGAGUCUCCCUAUGGUAGACUCCUUGCCGUUUCACACAAAAGUCUCCCUACCAUUUAACACUUAAGUCUCCCUACCAUUUCACACUAAUGUCUCCUUACCAUUUCACACUAAUGUCUCCCUACCAUUUCACACUAAUGUCUCCCUUCCAUUUCACACUUAUGUCUCCUAACCAUUUCAUACUAAUGUCUCCUUGCCGUUUCACACUAAUGUCUCCCUACCAUUUCACACUUAUGUCUCCUAACUAUUUCACACUAAUGUCUCCCUACCAUUUCACACUAAUGUCUCCUACCAUUUCACACUAAUGUCUCCCUACCAUAUUUCACACUAAUGUCUCCUAACCAUUUCACCCUAAUGUCUCCUAACCAUUUCACACUAAUGUCCCCCUACCAUUUCACACUUAUGUCUCCUAACCAUUUCACACUAAUGUCUCCUUGCCGUUUCACACUCAUGUCUCGCUACCAUUUCACACUAAUGUCUUCUUACCAUUUCACACUUAUGUCUCCCUACCAUUUCACACUAAUGUCUCCCUACCAUUUCACACUUAUGUCUCCUAACCAUUUCACACUAAUGUCUCCCUACCAUUUCACAAUUAUGUCUCCUAACCAUUUCACACUAACGUCUCCUUGCCGUUUCACACUCAUGUCUCCCUACCAUUUCACACUAAUGUCUCCCUACCAUUUCACGCUAAUAUCUCCCUACCAUUUCACACUAAUGUCUCCUUACCAUUUCACACUAAUGUCUCCUUACCAUUUCACACUAAAGUCUCCCUACCAUUUCACACUUAAGUCUCCCUACCAUUUCACACUAAUGUCUCCCUACCAUUUCACGCUAAUAUCUCCCUACCAUUUCACACUAAUGUCUCCUUCCCGUUUAACACUUAAGUCUCCUAACCAUUUCACACUAAUGUCUCCUUGCCGUUUAACACUUAAGUCUCCCUACCAUUUCACACUAAUGUCUCCUUACCAUUUCACACUAAUGUCUCCCUACCAUUCCACAAUUAUGUCUCCUAACCAUUUCACACUAACGUCUCCUUGCCGUUUCACACUCAUGUCUCGCUACCAUUUCCCACUAAUGUCUUCUUACCAUUUCACACUUAUGUCUCCCUACCAUUUCACACUAAUGUCUUCUUGCCAUUUCACACUAAUGUCUCCCUACCAUUUCACACUAAUAUCUCCCUACCAUUUCACACUAAUGUCACCUAACCAUUUCACACUAAUGUCUCCUUGCCGUUUCACACUCGUGUCUCCCUACCAUUUCACACUCAUGUCUCCCUACCAUUUCACACUAAUGUCUCCCUUCCAUUUCACACUAAUGUCUUCUGACCGUUUCACACUUGAGUCUCUCUAUGGUAGACUCAAUGCCGUUUCACACUCAUGUCUCUCUACCAUUUCACACUUAUGUCUCUUUACCAUUUCACACUAAUGUUUCCCUUCCAUUUCACACUAAUGACUUCUGACCGUUUCACACUGAAGUCUCCCUUCCAUUUCACACUAAUGUCUCCUGACCGUUAAACACUAACGUCUCCUUGCCAUUUCACACUUAUUCUCCCUACCAUUUCACACUAACGUCUCCUUGCCGUUUCACACUUAAGUCUACCUACCAUUUCACACUAAUGUCUCCUUGCCGUUUCACACUAAUGUUUCCCUUCCAUAUUCACACUAAUCUCUUCUGACCAUUUCACACUAAUGUCUCCUUACCAUUUCACACUCAUGUCUCCCUACCAUAUCACACUCAUGUCUCCCUACCAUUUCACACUAAUGUCUCCUAACCAUUUCACACUAAUGUCUUCUUACCAUUUCACACUAAUGUCUUCUGACCGUUUCACACCUGAGUCUCCCUAUGGUAGACUCCUUGCCGUUUCACACUCAUGUCUCCCUUCCAUUUCCCACUAAUGUCUCCUUGCCGUUUCACACUAUUGUCUCCCUACCAUUUCAUACUAAUGCCUCCCUCCCAUUUCACACUAAUG
Molecule: messenger RNA, 2352 nt
Organism: Mizuhopecten yessoensis (Yesso scallop)
Lineage: Eukaryota; Metazoa; Mollusca; Bivalvia; Pectinida; Pectinidae
Product: melanoma-associated antigen C1-like
Exons: 3
Coding region: 714-1808 (364 amino acids)
Source: RefSeq, a predicted model, not a curated record